Messenger RNA from Nerophis ophidion (straightnose pipefish), 1068 nucleotides. RefSeq names its product ADP ribosylation factor like GTPase 3, like 1 (gene arl3l1). Bases 236 to 853 code for a protein of 205 amino acids. NCBI's taxonomy places the organism in Eukaryota, Metazoa, Chordata, Actinopteri, Syngnathiformes, Syngnathidae. Gene Ontology annotation, cellular component: cytoplasm; microtubule cytoskeleton. The transcript is spliced from 6 exons. Gene Ontology annotation, molecular function: GTPase activity; GTP binding. Gene Ontology annotation, biological process: cilium assembly. The record is from RefSeq and is a predicted model, not a curated record.
CCAGGGCUAAUUCCGGCCUCCUAAUCCCGGUCUCUUUCGCCUUCCCCCUUCUUCCUGCAUGUUAUCUCCACACCCAUGGUUGCGAGCAAGCGGUGACCAGGUAGACGCAACUACUUCCUGAGCGGGACGAGGGUGAGAAAGGAGGCUGCUUUUGUGAAUAACUAACGCACCUGUGUGAGCCUCAUUGGAGGAUGUAGCAUCGUACCUCCAAAGAAGCACAAGGAUAAUCACCACCAUGGGAGAAGCUCAGAAGUCCUCCAUGCAGGGCUUACUCUCCGUCAUUGAGAAACUGAAGGGCUCCAGCGAGCAGGAAGUCAGAAUAGUUCUUCUGGGUUUGGACAAUGCCGGUAAGACCACCCUGCUGAAGAGCCUGGCCUCUGAGGACGUCAACACCAUCACACCUACACAGGGUUUCAACAUAAAAAGUGUGGCGUCUCACGGCAUGAAACUCAAUGUGUGGGAUAUUGGCGGGCAAAGGAAGAUCAGAACUUUCUGGAAAAAGUAUCUGGAGAACACAGAUCUGUUGAUUUAUGUCAUUGACAGUGCAGACAAAAAGCGAUUUGAGGAAACAGGACUGGAGUUAUCAGAGCUGAUUGACGAGGAGAACCUGAUGGGCGUGCCGGUGCUGAUCUUUGCCAAUAAACAGGAUUUGGCCACUGCAUCGCCGGCCAGUGAGAUCGCAGAGGGCCUCAACCUCCAUACGUACAGAGACCGGGAGUGGCAGAUUCAGGCCUGUUCAGCCGUGUCUGGGGAAGGAGUGCAGGAUGGCAUGAACUGGAUUUGCAACAACAUCAUGAACAAGAAGAAGAGAACAACAACAACAACACCAACAACAACAGCAGCAGCGACCUGACAUCACUUCCUGUCUCUUGUCAUGGUAUAAAUACGUUGUUUCUGAAUAUACAGUAGCUCCUAGUUGAAAUACAGUGAGAACAUUAGGCAUGGUUGAUGGUGUAAAUGCAAGCUUUUACUGCGUUACAACUUCUAACAUCUCUACCAAUAUUGUAGUUGUUUGUGGGUGUAAUAAUCCGUGUGUUGGAGAUUUCUGAAAAUAAAAUGUUGAGUCUU